This is a messenger RNA of Adineta ricciae, 609 nucleotides long. NCBI's taxonomy places the organism in Eukaryota, Metazoa, Rotifera, Eurotatoria, Adinetida, Adinetidae. The record is from the annotation of a GenBank genome assembly.
AUGAAAACUCUUAGUACAAUAUUUAUCGCCAUCUCCGUAAUAUUCGGUGCAAUUGCCCUAGUUUUAUCAUGUGUUGGCAUCGGUACACCAAAUUGGCAAACCACUUACGCAAUUCUCAAUGGACAAACGCAACCUGUGCGAACAGCAAACUUCUUCUAUUCAUGUGUAUUUUACCCGAAUGGGACAAGAAUUAGUUGUACGAGUCGUGUUUCUGAUCGAAACAUUGGUCAGUACUAUCCAAUUGAUGCGCGAGGAGAUCAAACGGAGUGGAAUCAACAUUUAGAUAAUGCAGCCGGCUUGUGUAUUGUUGGUAUUAUUUUUAUUUUCUUCGGCACAGUUGCAACAUUACUAAUGCUUCCUGCUAAUUGGGGUCUAUGGAUAUAUUGGAUUGGACCGACGUGUUAUUUUCUUGCCUGUUUGUUUAUGCUUGCUGGUAUGAGCGAAGGUGCAUAUGUGUUGUAUUACAAUGAUUAUGCAGCAAAUUUGUAUCAAACUGGUCAUUUGCUGACGAUUUUUAGUUUUGCUAUGAGUUCCGUAGCAGCUGGACAUCUCUAUACUUUGCCAGAGAUCUUAAACUUUGAAAUGCCGCAGAGGGAACAAUAUAAAUAG